UGUGGGUGUUUCGCUUGUUUUGUGUGUGUGAAUGCAUGUAAACAAUUUCGAAGUGCGCCUUGAUUUUGAAAUAUGUAUUUUCGUCAGGGUAUUCAUAGAACGUGAUUAAGUGGGCCUAAUCAGAGUAAAGUUAGUUUUGCAGCUCUGACAACCAUUGUUUGAAGCCUGCAGAUGCAGAAUGAAAAGAUAUCCUUGCAUGGGAAGCCUCAUCAUCCUUGCUUCCUGGAACGUGGAAAAUGAAAGAUGUGUUUGAAUGGGCUGAUGUAUCGUUAUCAUCUGCAUUUCUCACAAGUGUCAGACUUUCUGGUAGUAAGACACAGAAAGAUGUGGUUGCAGAGUUGGCUGCAGCAGCUGGUGUUUACAUACAGUGGGACUCCAGUGAGAAACCAAAAUUGUCUGGCACAUGGGUGAAUAUUUUAAAAGCACAAGUCAUUUUCACUCGUUAUUUAUCAGAGACAACCAAUCAUGCUCUUGAACUAAGUCAGUGCACUAGUGAAGAUUCAUCAGUAUUGACUGUUAAUUGUAAUCAAAGAAAAGAAGUAGCACAUGUACCACAGAAACAUGAUUUACAAAAUUUGCAGAUAAGUUCUACACAUGACAGAAAAAAUUUAUCUCAAGAAAACCAUUCAGAACGAAAUGAAGUUUAUGUUAAUAUAACAGUUAGCUCUUCAGCUUUUGCUGAUGUACUAACACAGAAGAAGAACGUGAAUUUACGAGAAAGUUCCAAGGCAAACCAUGUACAUUUGGCAUCAAGGGUGCAGUCAUCUGAAGCUAAGGUUACACCUCAACCAAAUGGAGUCAGUGAUGUCGGGAAACACAUUAAAAAAGUGCAAUGUGAUUACAAUGGCAAGAAUAAGAUAGAAAAUUUUUUACAUUUUGUUGUACGUGAAAAAACUCAUACAGCAGCUUCAGCUGUAAAAUUAGAAACAGAUGUUCCAUCAGCAGAAGGUAAUGCUUUUGUAUGUGAUCAUAGUUCUCCAGACACAGAUCAUUCCACCUCCAAAACUAAUCAUAAAAAUGACCUUGCUUAUGAGAACACUGUUCAGUCCCAACAUUCUGAGAAUACUUCAGAUACAGAAAAAACUGCUGAGGAACGCCGUUGCAUGGUGCCUAAUGAUUUUAAAGUACAAAAUAAAAGACAAACUUCUCACUCUCAAACCACUAAGAAAAUUCCUAAAAAUUCUUCUCCGUCACAAGCUCCAGUCAGUAUUUCUGCUGAGAAUGAAAGAAAUGCACAAUUCAGCAUGCCCCAGAAGGGAAGUGUAGCAGAUGCUGUAGUUUGCUUCCCUGUAGAAAUUAAAGGUUCUAAUGUGGAUACUUUCCAAGGAGAUAAAAAUGCCACAGAAAUAUCACAAGGAAAGGAAGCUUCAAAAGAUACAAACAAGAAAGUGAGAAGAAAAAAUUAUGAAGAACUGGCACCAUUUAAAUUCUUCUGUUCCCAGUGUUCAUUCAAAUCAAAGCGUGAAAGUCAUUAUCAACGCCAUAAGCAGCUGCAUGAGCAGGUUUCAAACAUUUAUCAGUGUGAAAAAUGCAGCUUCAAAACCAUUCGUUUAGGAAACUUACGCCGUCAUGAACUUACUCACAGUGAGUCAGAACUGUCGUGUGAUUUGUGCACUUAUCGAACACUCCAUCAUAAACUUCUGAUAAGACAUCAAAGGAACAAACAUAUCAAUAAGCUGCAAGAAUCAGAAGAAAAAGAGAUAAUGAAAUGCUCACAGUGCAGUUACAGCACUACCAGACCAUAUCUCUUGGAAAGACAUUCGAAGGUGCACAGUUCAGAUUUUUCGAAGAAUCAACUUGUUUAUGAAUGCUCAGAGUGUCCUUACAAAGCUAGUCGAAAAGAACAUUUGGAUCGACAUACUAGUAAUGUCCAUGGCUGCCAUCGUCCUUUCCUGUGUCAUCAUUGUGGUAAAGCAUUUAAAAGGCCGGAUGCAUUGAAGCAACAUUCAGCGGUGCAUCUGAAUCAUCCUCCUUUCACAUGUCCUACAUGUGAUAAAGGAUGUCGAUCUCGAGCACAUCUCAAACAACAUUUGUCUGUGCACUCAGCUCGAAGACUGUUUCUGUGUGAGCUCUGUGGAGCUUCGUUCAAGACUCGUGCUGUUCAGCGAAAACAUAUUCUCACGACAUCAUCAUCCAAAAGCUUAUUCAUGCAUGAAUUGUUCCCGAAGGUUCAACACAAAGUAUGCAUUAAGACGCCACAUGAAACAACAUUUGGAGAGAAAGCAUAAAUCAGGUGGAACAUCUUUGGAAAUAAAUGCACGAACUACUCCUAAGUGUGAAAAAACUGGCCCCACAGUGCAUUUAAUUCAGCACGAAGUCACAACUACUGAGAAAAACAUUGUGAAACAACCUUUUGGAAAUACAGCAGUGAUAAUAAAUAAUCCUAGCACUGGACAGACUGAAGGUGAAAAGGUGGCAGUGCACCUGCGGAACCAUGGUUCAGAAAGUGUGCAAAUCAUUCCCGCACAUGCAUUCAUUCAACAAACCAAUGAGACAGCAACAGCUUUAUUAUAUUUGACAGGAAGCUUUUCAUCAUACUAAAAUCAAAGCACUGUGGUGUACAUUUUCAAGUGGUAUAAAUUUAAAUUUUCGUCACUUUAGAAAGGAGACAGCAGAUUCUGUUAAACUUUAUGGUACAUACAAUCAGGCAUUUUAAAUGUACCAAAAGAAAUUUGUCUGAUCUGUGGUACAAUUUUAAGAAAGCUAUGUUAGUCCAAUGAACUUUAUUUUCUUUGCUCAGAACUAAGUGAAGUGAUGAUGUAUACAUGUAGUUUACGAAUAGUUAUUUAUUAAACUUUACAUAUUUGA
Messenger RNA from Schistocerca piceifrons (Central American locust), 2808 nucleotides. Its product is annotated as zinc finger protein 12-like. Gene Ontology annotation, molecular function: RNA polymerase II transcription regulatory region sequence-specific DNA binding; DNA-binding transcription factor activity, RNA polymerase II-specific. NCBI's taxonomy places the organism in Eukaryota, Metazoa, Arthropoda, Insecta, Orthoptera, Acrididae. The record is from RefSeq and is a predicted model, not a curated record. Gene Ontology annotation, cellular component: nucleus. The coding region runs from base 237 to 2228 and encodes 663 amino acids. The transcript is spliced from 11 exons. Gene Ontology annotation, biological process: regulation of transcription by RNA polymerase II.